Molecule: messenger RNA, 1115 nt
Organism: Temnothorax curvispinosus
Lineage: Eukaryota; Metazoa; Arthropoda; Insecta; Hymenoptera; Formicidae
Exons: 6
Coding region: 1-1092 (363 amino acids)
Source: RefSeq, a predicted model, not a curated record
AUGGUUACGGAAUCAUAUUACUGUCCACCUAUUUGCAAACAUAGGAACGCAUCGGGAAAACUUCCCGAUAAAAUAAAAAAUAUUAAGUAUCAAGUCAAGAAAGCUACAAAUUGUUCAGCAGCAUCUUGUUCCAAAGGAUCUUCGUUCAUUCGUAGUCAAGAGCAAAUCACUCAUCCUGCAAAGUUAAAAGGCAGUUGUGAUCUAAAUAAUCCUGCAAUUAAAAGUGCAAUUGCUUGCUUGAAGCAUGACGGCACUGAAUCUUGGCCUGAAAUCUUACGUAAUUGGUCAGUGACACAUUUUUUAAGAUUUCAAUAUCUCAGAAAAACAAGACCUUUGGCAUCACAAGCAGAAAGAGAAUCUUCUUCUCAAGUAUCGCAAGAUUCUGACGUUUUAGUGAACGAUUAUUUGAAAAAUUGGAAUGUGCUUCAAUUGCCUAAUGCAUAUCUGCUGAUUCAGCAAGAUUUUAAAGAACUAUAUCCCGGAAGAGAAGACGGUCUUAUGUCAAAAUGGGAUAUAACCAAAAACGCUUUGAUUGAUCUUCUUAAAGCUGAGAUUUCAAAAUCAGAUCAGUACGGCAGAAAGUUACUUACAGAUGUUAUUGCUACAGAUGCAGACAAAAAUGAUGUAAUCCUGUUUCACUUGCUACCAUCACUUUGCUGCAAGAGAACAAGAGGUGCAAGUGUUGGUGUAUCGUCGGUCGCAGAAGCCGUAAAAGCCUUUAUACUUCAUGUUCCUAUUCCGGGAGACUUGAAUCGGCAAAUUAAUACGUAUAGAAAGUGGCUGGCAAACAGAGGUCUGAAUUUGCAGCCAAUGUUGAUUUUUGUUGGACCAAAUUUGUCGAAUAUUAAUGCUAGUUAUGUACAAAUAGACACUGUGCGGUAUCAGCUUUGUACUCCACUAAAGGCUUUAGAUACGUGCUUCAAGGCGUUCCAGGCAUUGGACGCUGCAUAUCCGGAGGAGUGUUGUGCGGUUUGGUUUUUUAUCCAAAAAUAUUUUUAUGACUUAUAUCUAGAAGAGGACGAACAGAUUCCUCGAGUGACAAAUGUAAUUAGUUCUUUAAAAGGAUUGGUUUCAAAGAUAAAUACUAAUUAAUAUCUCUAUAUGUAUUACGUGUA